AUGCUGCGACAAGCCGUCCACUCAUUUUUACUUGCUGCCUUCGCAGGCCAAGCCAUGGCUGCUCCUAGCAACUCUUCUUCUUCAUCCGCCAAAGUGCACUGGCUAGGUGAAAAGCCAGGCUUUACAUCAGGAACUACUUUUGGUCUUCCCUGGCCUCAAUCCAAGUACUCUCCCAAGAACACCAAAUUCACUGCUUCUGGCUCAUCCGGUCAAGAUGUCGAUCUUCAAUCGUGGGUCACUGGAUACUGGGCUGAUGGCUCAGUGAAGUGGACCGGCCACGCAAUUGGAGCUUCCCAAGAAGUUCUCGAUGAAUAUGUUGUAAAGGCUGUUCCUUCUGAUGGCGGUAUCAACGCAACUGCAUCUGCUGGUAUUACUGUUACCAAGAGUUCUAGCAAAAUCAAGGUUGAUACUGGCAAAGUCACUGCUGUCUUUCCCAAGAAGGGCUCUGUGCUUGUCAAGGAGAUUGAGACCAACGGAAAGCGCAUCGCUCAGAACGGAAGACUCGUUCUUCAGUCGCAGAAUGGUGUUUCUCACCCCGCUGAUGACAACGCCAAGGCAUUUAAGACGCUGCGCUUCCAGAGCAGCAUUGACAACGUCACUGUCAGUGACCAGAACUCCGCACGAACUCUGGUCACUGUUCGGGGAAAACAUUCAGCGAGUGACAAGUCUGGCCAUAAGUCUUGGCUCCCAUUUGUCCUCCGCUUCUACUUCUACUCUGGCUCCGAGUCGAUCAAGAUCAUACAUAGCUUGGUCUUCGAUGGAGAUGCCGAGAAAGACUUCAUCUCAGCCGUUGGUAUUCGUUUUGACGUCCCUCUGGAGGGCGAGGAGCUGUACAACCGUCAUAUCCGAAUUGCUGGUGUUGAUGGUGGUCUUCUCAGUGAAGCUGUCCAAGGCAUCACUGGUCUUCGGAGAGAUCCUGGUGCCAAUGUUCGAGCUGAUCAAUUCGACGGCAAAAAGUUGCCCGACAUUUCGACCUGGGAUGUUCGCGUCUCCAGCCGUCUUCACUGGAUUCCACCUUGGAAUGACUACAGCUUGAGUCAGCUUUCUGCCGAUGGUUUCACUCUCAAGAAGCGAACCAAGGCCGGCCAAAGCUGGGUCUCCAUUCCUGGCGGUACUCGGGCUGAAGGUUUGGCAUACCUUGGUGGUGCCACAGUUGGAGGUCUGGCCGUUGGUCUUCGCGACUUUUGGAAGCGAUUCCCAACUGGCUUCGACAUCUCUUCCGCUGCGUCCGACGUCGGAAGUAUCACCCUCUGGUUGUACAGUCCUUCUGCUGAGCCUCUUGACCUCCGGCCCUACCACGACGGUCUUGGUCAGAAGAACUACACCGAUCAACUCGACGCUCUUGAGAUCACUUAUGAGGAUUGGGAACCUGGCUUUGAUACACCUUACGGCAUCGCCCGAACCAGUGAAUUGUAUCUGAUUGCCUUUGACAAGACUCCUUCCCAGGAGACGCUGGCCGACCACGUCACACAGAUCAACAACCCUCCCGUUCUCGUUCCUGAAAGCGAGUAUAUCCAGCAGACCAAGGCCAUCGGUACAUACUGGGCUCCUGCCGACACUUCAACUGCUGCCUCCAAGAAGCUCGAGGACAACAUCAACUUCCUCGCCAAGUUCUACCAGUCUGAGGUUGAGCACCGCCGUUGGUAUGGCUUCCUUGAUUACGGUGAUUUCAUGCACACUUACGACCCCGAUCGUCAUGAGUGGCGAUAUGACAUUGGCGGUUACGCAUGGGAUAACUCUGAACUCUCACCCGAUCUGUUCUUCUGGCAGUAUUUCCUCCGCACGGGCCGCGAAGACAUCUACCGCUUUGCCGAGGCUCUGACGCGUCAUACCGGCGAGGUCGAUGUUUAUCAUCUCGGCAACUGGAAGGGUCUUGGAACGCGACACGGUGUGCAGCAUUUCAGCGAUAGUGCAAAGCAAGCCCGUAUUUCACAGCCUCAAUAUCGCAAGUACUUUUACUACCUUUCCGGUGGUGACGAGCGCAUUGGUGAGCUUUUCGAAGAGCUUCUUGACACCGACAAGACAUACGGUGUUCUGGAUCCUCAGCGAAAGGUCCGCAAGGAUGGUUGGGUCCCUACGCCGAACGCGACUGUUGCUUUCAGCUUGGGCACAGAUUGGGGUGCGCUUGCUGGUGGAUGGCUCAUUGACUGGGAGCGCCGGGGUCCUCGAUGGGAGGAGUCUAAGGCUAAGCUGACUAGCACUGUCAAGAGCAUCGCUAAGCUCAAGAACGGUUUCGUCACUGGCAAUGGUCUUUACAAUCUCCAGAACUGGACCCUUGGCCCACCUCCCUCUGAUCCUGACAACAAGGGCCACGUUGAAGUCUCGCAUCUGAAUGCCGUCUUUGGUCUCCCCGAAGUUGUGUCUGAGCUGAUACUGUACUUCGGCGAUGAUUUGCCAGAGGGCUUCAAGCAAGCUUGGCUCGACUAUUGUUACUAUUUCGAAGCCACCGCUGCUGAGCAGAAGGCUCGCUAUGGCGUCGACUUCGGCAAGCUGAACCUGUACCAGGGUCACUCGCGUCUUACAGCUUAUGCUGCGAACCAACAGCACAAUACGACCAUGGCCAAUCUCGCUUGGAAGAAGUUCUUUGAGAGUGACGGAUUCAAGGCACCCACCGCAACAUUCACUACAACUGAGAUUCCGGAGCAUGAGGGACUUAUCCCUGGUGAGGAAGCGCCUUGGAUCUCUACGAAUGAUGUUGCGCAGUAUGGAUUAGCGGUGAUUCAGAACCUUGCUCUUGCUAGGGAUGCUCUCGAAGAUUAUAAGCCAAAGGCAUAA
This is a messenger RNA of Fusarium redolens, 2775 nucleotides long. RefSeq lists its product as uncharacterized. The record is from RefSeq and is a predicted model, not a curated record. The transcript has a single exon. NCBI's taxonomy places the organism in Eukaryota, Fungi, Ascomycota, Sordariomycetes, Hypocreales, Nectriaceae. Bases 1 to 2775 code for a protein of 924 amino acids.